This is a messenger RNA of Vicia villosa (hairy vetch), 369 nucleotides long. RefSeq lists its product as uncharacterized. The transcript has a single exon. The record is from RefSeq and is a predicted model, not a curated record. NCBI's taxonomy places the organism in Eukaryota, Viridiplantae, Streptophyta, Magnoliopsida, Fabales, Fabaceae. Bases 1 to 369 code for a protein of 122 amino acids.
AUGUCUAUUCCUGAGUUUCUGAUUGGUCUGCAAGUGUAUUUCAAUGGAAGAAAUCCUGUAGUGGAAUUCAAAAUUCCAGAUGACACCACAUCUCUUGCAAGGUUGAAAGAAAAGAUGAACGAAUUGCUAACUGAUUCGGAUAACAGGAGGGUGACAAAGAUCGAGUUUUUGGAGGACUGGAUUGAUACAAAUGGAAGGGUGAAAUACAAUCUAAUCGAGUUGAAGGAUGAUGAAGAUGUGAAGGUCAUGUGGAAAUCAUUUCGCCGUAGGAUAACGAAAGGUCUGAUCGAGUUGGAUGCUCAGAUCCAAAGAUCCGUUGACGAUAUAAUGAAGAUGCUGAAACGUCCUGAAUCUUCUGGUAGUGCUUAG